AUGGAUUCUAGUUUGUAUAGAGCUGCACAAGAGGGCAAUCUCAAUACCCUGAGAGAAAAGAUGGAACUUAUUGGCACCACUCAAUUGACACCAAACAAGAAUACUUUACUUCAUGUUCUUGCCCAGUUCAACAACUCCUGCGAAUGCGCUUCAGAAAUCCUCAGGACAAAUGAAUCCUUACUCUAUGAAGUGAAUUCAGAUGGUGAGACCGCGCUCCACAUUGCCGCAAGAAAUGGCAAGAUGAAUGUCGGGAAUGAGAUGAUGAAAUUUGCGAAGAGAUUAGAUGGAGAGCUUGAAGCCGGAGGCGGAGCACUCAAAAAGCUGCUAACAUGGAAAAAUAGAAAUGGAGACACUGCAUUGCAUGAAGCUAUAAAGAAUGAUCAGCCAGAGAUGGUCCGUUUGUUGAUAGAAGAAGACCCUGCAAUUGCAAAUAUAGCGAAUAAUGCACUGGAAACUCCACUUUUUCUUGCUGUUAGUAGCAUUCUGGAAGGGAAAACUGCUUUGCAUGCCGUGGCUUCAUAUAAUUGGGAAGGAAUCUCAAAAGAGUUGGAAAUAUAUCCAACUAUAAUAAAGGAAGUAGAUGAUUUUGGACGGAGUGCUCACCAUUAUGCUGCCCUAAAUGGAUCCAACGAAGUAGCAAAGGAACUAUUAGAGGCUGAUAGAUCAAUAACAUACAUAGUUGCAGAAAAUGAUAACAGUAAGACAGCUCUCCAUAUAGCAACUUGUGAGGGGAACGUAGAGAUAAUGGAAGCGAUUUUAGCAUCUUGUCCUGAUUGCUGGGAGAUGGUUACUAGAGAUGCCCGAAAUAUUCUACACCUUUCCGUGGAAUUCGAACAACAAGAAGCAUUUAAAUUUAUCAUGACAAAUUCAUGGGUUGAAAACCUCAUUAACCAAAAAGAUGAAGAGGGAAACACACCUCUCCACGUAUAUGCUGCAACUCCCAACUUCCACGGCCGUGAUCUUGUAAACCAUCCACUAGCAGAUAAGAAUGCAGUGAACAAGAAAAAUAUGACGCCUUUUGAUGUGAUAACGUAUUCCGAUGUCUAUUCAGUAAGACAGAAUACCGUACAGAAGGAAUUAAAAAAGAAAGAUGCUCGUACGAGUGUCUGGAAUGCCUCGAUUCUUGAUAAUAGUUCGCGAUUGCAGAAGAAGAAAGUUUAUCUUGAAAAUAAAAGGUUGGUUCCAAUAGAUAUUAGAAAAAUAGCUGACACUCAGAUGGUAGUGGCAGCUCUCAUAACAACAGUUGCAUUUGCUGCCGGAUUCACCAUUCCUUGUGGGUAUGAUGGAAAUGAUGGCCCGAACGAAGGCCUUGCAAUUUUAUCAAGAAAAGCGGCUUUUAAAGCGUUCAUUAUAACGGAUACAUUAGCUAUGGUUUGCUCUACUUCUGCUAUUUUUCUCCAAUUCAUUGGAGCCAGUUUAACUGACAAGUUGAAGCUUAUGCGCUCGUAUCUUUAUGCUGCAAUGCUUGUAAUAGUUGCCAUGGGUGCGAUGGUAAUUGCUUUCAUGACCGGUUUGUACACGGUGUUAGAACAUUCACUAGGACUUGCGAUCAUAGAAUGUGUCAUUUGCAGCUUCUGCUUUCCUGUUUUCUACUACUCAGUGAAAAGGGCAUUUAGUGAGAGUUAUUAA
This is a messenger RNA of Fraxinus pennsylvanica, 1629 nucleotides long. The record is from the annotation of a GenBank genome assembly. NCBI's taxonomy places the organism in Eukaryota, Viridiplantae, Streptophyta, Magnoliopsida, Lamiales, Oleaceae.